AUGCCUCGAACACCACUCGCAAGACUUGACGCGGCAUAUGCCAGGUGUAUGCGAGUGAGCGCUGAAGAACACGAUUUGGAACCCGCGGUUUAUUUUCACGAAGGGAGUGAGCUUAUGUCUCAGUUGAAAGAUCAGUUGGUCAUGCUACCUGAUUUGGAGGACAUCUCUCCUGAAUGUGAUAUCGAGGCUGCUGACGUUGGAGAACCUGGUGAGAGCACAGAAGCUCAGGAGAAGCAGUUGAAGGCCGUCCUGAAAAGGCACCAGAAGAUCUUCUUAGGUGAUGGAAAUGCUGCCCCGCCGCCGGCGAGAGAUGUCAUCUGGGAUCUAGACGUGGGCGACGCCAAGCCAGUGGUACAACGACCCCGAUCGGUCGGUCCGCAUUUGGCAAUCAAGGUGUACAAGUUAUUGAAGAAGCCUCUGGAAGCUACACUGAUUGAACACUCUGAAUCGCCAUGGGCAUCCCCAGUUGUGAUCGUGCUCAAGAAAAACGGAGUGGAUAUUCGAAUGUGCAUCGACUAUCGGGUCGUGAAUAGCUUCAUUCAAUUGUCUAAUUACCCUCUGCCGCUGAUCGAUGACCUCAUUACUGGUUUAGAAGGAAUAAUGUGGUUCAUGAGUCUUGAUAUGACGAGUGGUUUCUGGGCAGUCCGAAUGACCGAGAGGGCCAAGCUGAUCUCGGCAUUCACCUGCCCAUUCGGGCAUUUCCAAUGGGUACGUAUGUCAUUCGGGUUGAAAAACGCCCCACUAAUUUACCAACAGAUGAUCAACAAUUGCCUAUGGGGAUUUGUGCGAUUACCACCCGAAGAAGAAGCACUUGUGGAUCAGGAUGUGCUAGACUACUUGAAGUUGGACCCUCAGUCGCCGAGUGAUAAAACGGAUGUGGAACGUAGUAUGACACCGCUAGUGGAGCAAAUGACGGUUUUCAGGCGUAUCAUUCCCGCGCCAUCCCAAAUGGGGUCAGUCUUGGGGUGCAGUUUGUAUAUUGAUAACAUCGCUCAUGGGGCGGCCACGUGGGAUCAACUAUGCGGUGAUCUAGAUGCAUUGCUCUAUCGGUUACGGUACUGGAGCAUCUCAGUUAGCUUGUCCAAGAGCGAGUUCGGGAAGCGUGUCAUACCAUACCUUUCUCACCAGAUUGGUACUGAAGGGAUACGCGCCACCCCGAAAAUCGUAAAAGGCAUUCAGGAGCUACCAUUUCCGUCUACCCUGAAAGGAGUCCAGUCAUUUCUAGGCAGCCUGAACUACUACCACAAAUUCAUUGAGGAUUAUGUCGUGGUAGCUGCCUCACUCUAUGAGCUGACAGAAGAUCAAGUGCGCGCAGGACGAGAUUUGUCUCGAGCGAAGGAAUCUUUUGAGAUUCUGAAGAGGAAGAUAGUAUCUACACCUCUCCUCAGACAUCCGGAUCGAACAAAACCUUUCGUGAUCAUCCCUCAUGCGAAUCAAUGCAUGAUGGACUUGUCUCAAUCUAUUCGAUUCACGGGGCGCGUCCUGAAUGACGCCGAGCUUAUAUAUCAUAUUGCUGAGAAGGAAGUUCUCGCUGUGAUGCGAGUUCUCCAUGUGUUCAAGAGCCUGAUCGAAAGAUGUCUGUUGAUAAUCUACACUCGACAUUCAGUGUUGAAGUGGGACAUCAAUUCCAAGACCACCGAAGGCCGUCUGGUGCCAUGGGGCGUUGCUUUCUCACAGUACGACUUAGAAAUCCGGAAGGGUUGUCGAGAUGAGGAUGGUUUAGCCGCCAUUAUGGGUGUAGGUAUCACUCCCAGGGACCACUUGGAUAAAGUCGCCGAAGUACUCAUCCCAGCCAAGGGGUGGGUCAAAUCGCCUCUGUCGAAAUGCUCUCAGAAGGUCCUGAGUUUCGAUGGUGCGGCCAAAACUUCCACGAGGAAGGGUAGCUGCGGAUGCAUUCUGUGGCAGCUACCUGAAUGGAAAGUUUUGGAUGCUCGAGGAAACAUCCUGGAUGAAGUCACCGUCAACGACGCGGAAUAUUUCGGAUUGCUUAAAGGGAUUGCAAUGGCUUUGGAAGGAGGGAUUCAGGACAUAGUUGUUGUGGGUGAUUCGAGAAUUGUGAUUCAACAAGUCCAAGGCCUGAUUAAUUGUAACCAACCUAAUCUCCAAAGGAGGCUAGUUGAAUGUGAAACUCUGAAGAAGCGUUUCCAGACGAUCCGAUUGGUACACAUGAAGCGCGAGUUCAACCAGGCCGCAGAUUACCUGACCUCGAAAACUCUUGUCCAAGGUGAAUCCUGGACUGUUCAGGAUGACCUCGAGAAACGACACCUGGAAGUAGUGUCUAAGAUUCGCGAGCUGUUUGUGAAGCCGUCGGAAGGCACUAACACUCGAGCUCACAGUGGAGACCCCAUACAAGACUCUGGUGAAGAAGAUGGCGAUUCAGGAACGAGACAUGGUCCUGGUCCUGAAUGUGCACCUCUAUCUUCUGCCGCCCGAGUCAUGGCUGUACUCACGAGAUCGCGAGCCCAAGAAGUUGAUGAGGGCAACGUUCCGCCCAUGGGACCACUAGAAUUUCAGGCCGAACGCUGGAGACGGAUCAAGGUUCAUCAAGAGGAUGAUGAGUAUCUAGCAGAGAUCAGGGCGUUCCUAAAUGACGACCUGGACAGGUUCUCAUCCACAAGUCUGAACGAGAUCAGUAAAGUCGUAGAUCUGUUCGUUCUGGAUGAUCGAGGAAUAUUGCAUAGACUUCCACACUCUGCUCGCAGAAGACCACGAGACGCCGUGGAUAAUCUGAGACUGGUAGUCCCGAGUUCACUUUGGGAAGACAUGUUGCACUAUGCGCAUGAAGACUUUCAAGGCGGACAUCAAUUGAUCACCCGGACUCAUGAGAAGCUACGUACCGAAUUCUACUGA
Messenger RNA from Phytophthora megakarya, 2850 nucleotides. The record is from the annotation of a GenBank genome assembly. NCBI's taxonomy places the organism in Eukaryota, Oomycota, Peronosporomycetes, Peronosporales, Peronosporaceae.